Paramuricea clavata is the source of this 11586-nucleotide messenger RNA. NCBI's taxonomy places the organism in Eukaryota, Metazoa, Cnidaria, Anthozoa, Malacalcyonacea, Plexauridae. The record is from the annotation of a GenBank genome assembly.
AUGAAGCUAAACGAAAAGUGAGUAAUAAAUAAAAGACAAGAUCGCGUCUGAAUAAAUAUAUGUAUUCCGCACUUAUCACUGACGUUUGCAGUCGUAAGGUAAUACAUUCAAUGCUUUUUGGGCAACAAUAGAUUAUUGCUUUCAAUGAGGGUGUGUGACGCCAAAAAAUCUGGUCUUGAAAUUCUGUCUAAAAUUAUUAGAAAAUCAGAAGAAGUUUCGUUGAAUUUGUCCUUAUUAAUAAAAUUUGUAAUUGUUUACUUUUUACGCAAUAAUGUCAUAAUGUGUACUUGUAAUAAUGAUAUGAGAUUCUACAAAACCCAUGAAAUCUCGUUCACCCUUUUCAAGUGAUACACCAAUCUGCGUCUUUCAAAACUGAUUUGAUAAAAGUACAUGGUAUUUUAAUACAUUUCAGAGAAACAAAGCAGGCUGGGAAGAAGUUCGUAAUUCUUCAAAACACGAAAAUAAAAGCCACAAAAAGAAAAAGAAACCAAGAGGUCCAUCUCGAGUUAGCUGAAGGAGAAGUUUGUUGUGUACUUAAAACUCUCGACGUAGACAAAGCCACUGGUCCUGACAAAAUCCCGGCGGUAUUGCUAAAAACCUGCGCAGCUAACAUCAGUCCAUCUUUAUGCGAACUUUUCAACAAGAGUUUAUCUUGUGGAAAACUGCCGUUGGAGUGGAAGUUGUCUAAUAUCAGUCUAAUUCCAAAGAAAAAAAGUCCUUUCCAUGAAGUCUGCAACUAUAGACCAAUAUCACUUUUGUCGCUGGUCCCCAAAGUGUUUGAACGUUGCAUCUACAAUCGAAUUAUUGGCCACCUCUCAAGUCAACUUUAUGAUCUUCAAUACGGUUUUCAAAGCGGCAAGUCUACAACUGCCCAGAUGCUUUAUGUUCUUCACGAGAUUCAUAAUGUCUUAGAGAAAAGGGGCCAAGUUGACACUAUCUAUCUUGAUUUCGCGAAAGCUUUCGACAAAGUCAGCCAUGAUCUCUUACUCGUGAAGCUUCACAAUUUUGGCAUCAGAGGAAAUCUUCUUCGCUGGUUCGGGGACUAUCUUUCUGGGCGAUUACAGAGAGUCACUGUUCUUGGUGUAACAUCUGAACCACUUCCAGUGCUUUCUGGAGUUCCUCAGGGAUCAAUCCUUGGACCACUCCUUUUCCUCAUCUACGUGAACGACCUUCCUAUGUCUACCUCGCACGAUACUACCGUGUCAAUGUUCGCUGAUGACACUAAAUGUCACCGUCAUCUUCGAAAUUUCCAAGACACCAUAAUUCUGCAGCAAGAUCUGGAUAGUGUUGCCAACUGGUGUAAUGACUGGAGGAUGGACUUAAACCAAACCAAGUGUGUAGUCAUGCAUUUCUCAAGAAUUGCUCAACCGAUGAUCACACAGUAUAUACACAAUAUCAGACACUCCAGUCCUACAAUCAUCCAGUCAGAAAGAUCUUGGCAUAACUACCACUAACGACCUUAAAUGGAACAAACAGGUGCAAGAGAUAUCGACCAAAGCAAAUAAAAUGUUAGGUUUCGUAAAGCGAACGGCGUUCGACAUUCGCCAGCGUAGAGUUUGUAAGGUACUUUAUUUGACUAUGGUUCGUAGUCAGCUGGCUUAUGGUAGUCAGGUAUGGGCACCCCAGACGGUAAACAACAUCCUGACUGUUGAACGUGUGCAGCGACGUGCCACCAAAUUUAUUUUGUCAUUGCCGUACCAAACCGAUAUAUCAUACCAGGAAAGACUGACCACCAUCGGCAUCAUCCCUAUAUGUUACUGGCACGAGUAUUUAGAUCUAGUGUAUCUCUACAAGUGCAUCAUUUCCAACUCUGACAGUAACAUUUCUAUCAAAAUUCCUACUCGAGAAACACGAAGCACUAAUGCAACCAAUGGUAUCUUACUUGAAGUAGCCAAGUGCAAGACAGUGAGCUACCAAAACAGCUUCUACGUCAGAGUUGCCAACGUGUGGAAUACACUCCCCUGUUUGAUCAGAGAAACCAACAAAACCUUGGUCUCUUUCAAAUUUUGUUUAAUGCAACAUUAUAAGUAUCUCACCAAGGAAAUUUAUAAACCUGAGGAUCCGAGAACAUUUAAGUCUGUUUGUGUGAAGUGUCAUUCAACUUGCCCAUUGACUAACUUGUCGAAUCGAGCAUGUUGUUAAAUUUAUUGUCACAUAAAUUGUAAGUCGUUGAUUGUAAUUUGUUGUGCUUGUUUGUUGAUCUUCACGUCUGUCUGUUUGUUUGUUUGUCGGUCUGCAAGCCUGUUAUUGUUCAUACUGUGUAUUUCGAAUGUCUUGGAACCCCGUUAUUGGAGAACUAAUCUCUGUGUGGUAAUUCCACCCAUGUAAUCUAUUGUGUGUAAUAGUUUGUGUUAACUAAUUUUGUGUAAUAGUUUGUGUUAAAUGGCAAAAUCUGUAAAAUAAAAUAAAAUGAAAUUCAAAAUGAAACAGAUAGCAACUGUUCAAUAUAUACUUUAUAUACGAAAUUGUCUAAUCCAAAUCUGAUCCGACUUUUGGUUUUAAAUAUUAAACCUAAUAAUAAUUAUUAAUAAAUCUGGUAUUUCCAAGCACCAAUGUAUUUUUCUGUUUAUUAUAUAAAGGACAGUCUUUGAAAAGCGAUAAUUUUCACAGAAAAGCAGUAAUUGAAAAGCGAUAAUUUUCACAUGUGAAAUUAUCAUAAAUAGUCUCACAUGUGAGAUUAUCAGUGCUCGAAAUCUCUAUAAAGCACUAUACUGGUACUUUAUAUAAUAAUUUUAAAAAUAUAAUUAAUUCACUUUAUUUCGAAUAUCGAAGUCCAAUCCGACUAUGAAACAACUUUAUCAAUCCGAUCCAAUCCGAAAUUAAUAUUCGGAUUGGAUUUGCACACCUCUAAUAUAAACCAGUAAUGUUGUAUAAACGAGUCACCUACAGGUCGAGUCACAAGCUGAGUUGAGUUAUAUGAGUCGAGUCAUUUAACUUUCUGAUUGAGUUGAGUCAAUGGUUGCCACUCGAGUCAAGUCAAGUCAAUGGUUAAACUUCACAGUUCUAGCCAAUAUUAAUUAUGGCCAUGUGAGAUGUCUCAUCAUGCCUGUUGGUCGAACGGAAAUACAACUAACAUAACUUGCAACUGGAGUCUGGAUUAGACAAAGAAUGGACUUUAAGUCAAUUUAAGUUGAUAUAGCACUUCGUAAAUACCAGAAAUUAAAAGAGUCGGUCAAAUUAGUAAGUACAAUUAUUUUAAAAACUGUAUGUGGGACUAGCGUUGUUUCUAAAUACAGAAAAUGGACUUGCCAUGUCCAUCAGGGAUUCCAUGCAAAUCCCCUGCAGUUUUCUGAUAAAGUUUUGAACUUCGUGUUUGUUCACCGUGGUGCUGGGGGGUGCUGCAGCCCCCCAAGAAUUUUCUAACAAUCAUUCUUUUUUCAAAAUCAUGCAGACCAAUUCAAAAUCAUGCAGGCUAUAUAACGCUGUUUUCUGACCAUCAGAAUUCUGUCGAAUCUUCCCCAAAGUCCAGGAAAUGGGUUUUCAGAUUUUCUAAAUUUAAAAAUCCCUCAGACUAUAAAGUAUCGCGCCUGUGGCGUUUGACUUGGGCCUUUGUCCCUUGUUUUCAACCUCCCCCAAUCGAAAAGAGCUUCCUACGGCACUGGUUAUCAGGGUCAUUAAUUGUUGUUCUUUCCAAGCAAUACAAUCAAAAUAAUGUUGAUUAAUUUAUUCUGUACAUAUUAUAGCUGAGUUGACUGACAAGUCAUUUACGGAGUUAUUUAUGUUCAAGUUAUUUAUGAGCAAGUCUGAGUCUAUAGUCAUUUGGGGCUGUUGACUUGAAUCGAGUCAUUUUUUGUAUUGGACUUGAGGAAUUCCUGAAAAUAGUCAAUGACUCGACUUGUUACAACACUGAAAUAAAGUCUUUCUUCUCCUUGCAUUUUAAAGUGUCACUGACCCCGAAUAUGAUGAAAUAUUUGUAUCAUUCUAAGAAGAAGUUUUGAAUAUUUGUAAUUCUUAGGAUUGGGUACAAUUGUGUGAUAAACUACAGUAUAAAAUUAUAUAGUCAUUGUGUUACUGUUUAUGCAGGGUGUUAGCCAGAAAAAAAAGUUUUGUCCGUUAAACGUAAAUUGGGAAAGUUUUUUUGACCGAUCAAAGUCCUUGUGUAGGAAUAAAUAGUGUUUUUUUCCAACGUGUUUCUCCUUAGAUGCAAACAACGGUAGCUUGGUUUUGUACAUUUCAUUUGCGGUGAAUGAACACUGAAAAAUGCACCCGAUGGCACUUCGUUUUGUAUAUUUCAUUUCCGGUGAAUGAACACCGAUGCACACCGAUUACACUUUGUUUUGUACAUUUCAUUUCAGUGAAUACACACCCAAUAUGAAUGAAACGCGAUAUAUUUUGAGGAAAUAGUUAAUGGGAAAAAGUAAAUAAAACGUUCUUUGAUAUAAUAUAAUAUAAUAUAAAAUCAACUUUCUCAUCAGAAAAAAUGAAAAUCUUCCAGUAAACCCAGUUGGGAAAGCCCCUUAGCUACUUCAAUUGGGAAGAGUCCGUCAAACGGACAGUAUAUGGGAUAGCUAACACCCUGUUAUGAGAUUGUCCUUUUUUGUUAAAACUGCUCUCAAUUACCAACAUUUUCGUAUAAGUAAGAUACAGUGAAAAUGUUGUGUCACUUUGGUGUCUCAGAAGGUUUAGCUAAACCAACAAUAAACUUAUAGAAUCAAUGUUUACUUGCAGGUUUAAUACAGACAGCAUGUCAACAAAAGGAAGAACCCGUGAAGAAAGUGAAACUUAUUUUUGGUACCAAGAAAAUGAGCUUGGGCGUGGUGCAACUGGUUAUGUUUAUAAAUGCCAACACAAAGUAAAUUGUUGAUAGUUACAUAGUUAAUUUUUUAAUUUAUUACCAUUGAUUAUUUAUUAACUAAGCCUCACUCUCAUGCAUGUAACCUGCAGGAUGCGAUAAUUCAAGAUUUUUAGUCGUCCUCAUGACUGGUACACCAAUGAAUAUUGCGCUGGUACAAACUCAGUUCUCAAUUCUCAAUGUAUAUAUACUUAGUCUUUAAAAUAAAGUGCAUAAAGUGUAGGUUUCUGAUUAUUCUGAAAAGUGUAGAAACAAAAGAAUCCAACACUCCCUUAGUGCCAUCAGUCCAAUCAUGUUUCAUACACAAUCAUGCAAUCAUGUCUCAUGAGUGAGUUUAGCAACGGCAACCCCAGAGUGAGUUUAGCAACGGCAACGCCGAAAUAAUAUGGCAUCACCUUCGGCCGUGUUCGCAGGUAUAAAGAAAAAUAUUAAUGAAAACAGCCACGAAAGGUUUUGAAACAUCUAAAUCUUCGGCUUGAGUUAAUAACACAAACUUUGGGCUUGAUAAUUGACCACUUGCGUAAUAGACUAAAUUUUGAUCUAGACAAAAAUUUCAUCACAGCUUGAAAGAGCAUCACAAAAUUAGUAAUAUUCCAAAGUUUCGUUGCGAAUUGUUGUAAAAUGCGGAUAAUAUAGCCUUGCGAAGUUUGCAAUUUUCAGUCAUUUUAGAUUACAAACGGGAAGUUGACAGCCCCAAACCCUUCCCGGCAAGGCGGGACAACUCGCUUUGCAUGUAAUCGAAAUGUCAAAAUAUUAGACAAUACAUAUAGGAAGCGGGUCAACUCGGCAAAGCGAGUCAACUUGCUUAGCCGGGACAACUCGCCUAUGUAAUCGGCCUCUUAGUCAUUAAAAUAAGGUUCAUAAAGUACAGGUUUCUGAAAAGUUCGUUCAGACUACGAGGUAGAAAAAAAAAGCACAAUUGCAUAUACAAACAAUCGACUCCAACGUUUCUUAGUGCGAUCAGUCCAAUCAUGUUUCAUGCCAAGACAUGUGAGACACAUGAUAUACCAACUAAGUUACGGUAUAUUGAAUACCUUGGGCUUGUAAAGGUCAUGUGGUACCAACAAAAAGUAAGUACGCAGAUAGCAAGAGUUCCGCGUACCUAUACGUGCAUGGUACGAAAACAAAGAAGUACCAUGCAGGCCGUAAUAUUGGCGUACCUCCGGUACGUAAGUACGCGAAUUAUCGCACCCUGGAUUCUUCAUCCACCAGGAUUCAAGAGGUUGUGGUUUUAUCUGCGUUUGUUUCUGUGUCACGAUAACUUUAAAAAAUCAGCGUAUUGAUACAAAAAUUUGUGGAAUUAAUGGACAUUGCCCAAGGACAAAUUGAUUAAAUUUUGGUUAAAUGUCAGGAUGAAAAUUGGAUCAGAAAUUAGCAAAAGUUUGUUUCGCUUUGCCGGGCAGAGUAAACUGAAUGCUUGAUUAGCCCAUUAUAUAAUUUAUGCAUGACACAUAACUUAAUUCCCUAGGGGAGAUAUGCAGUCUUCGUGUACACACGUAAAAACGCACAAGUUGUUACAAGUCUGCAAACAAGUUGUUACAAAUCUGUUCACAAGGUGUCAUUGUAACAAACUUGAUGGCAUUAUCAGACUUGUUACAAGGUUGUUCUAGCAAGUCUGAUACAGUCAUGAUAUAACAAAAAUGUUACAAGGUUGUAACAAUAUUGUUAUAUCAUGACUGUAUCAGACUCUGAUAAUAUCAACAAGGUUGUUACAAGUUGUUAACAGCUUGUUCCAAACUUGUUGUAAUGACAACUUGGGACAAGCAUUGCGAACAGACUUGCUACAAGAUGUGAGAUUUUUACGUGUGUAUAUAGUUGUUCAAUGUAUUCAUAGUACGCUUUUUGAUAUUUUUAAUUUAGGUUUCUUUUUUCUUAUUUCGAACAGAAAACAGGAGAAGAAUUUGCUGCAAAAGUGUUCAAUGCCCAAGGAAUGCGCAGGGAGAACUAUGUGACUGCACGAGAAUUAAAUCUUUUGCAGAAACUGAAAGAUUGUACACAUGAAAACAUCGUCAAAGUUAUUACAAUUGAGAAAGAGGUAGUUUUAAUGUUAUACAAUCGCUUGUUUCGUCUGGACAGAAGGAUAUUGGUCUCGUUUUUUUCCAAACGAGAAAGGAAUGAGACUAAUAUACUCCUGUCCGGACCUUAAUAACAUACACUGUAAAAUCAGAUUAGUUAAAAUAACCAAUUUGGUUGAAUUCAGGUUGUCUCAGACGCAGGCCUCGAAUUUCCCGGAAAUCAAUCGACGGCAAUGGCGUUAAAAAUUGCCGUAGAACGUAACAGCUGUCUAAGGCAAUUGUGGCAGUUUCCACGGCAAUUUUUUCAAAUUACUGUAAUAAAAAUUCAAUUUUAUUGUUAUUUGGAUUGUUGACAAGCUAGGAACAUGUUUACGUAUUUCUUUAGUGUUUUCUUUUCGAAGAAAACUCAGACUAAAAUAGUAGUUUACGCAUGAUUUGAUCAACAUCUGAAUUAAAGUGUCAAAAUAGUAAUGCACAGUGAAUAGUCCAAAAAUUAUACUUCACGGCAAAAAAUUGCCGUCGUUGCCGCAAUGAUCCACGGCAUUUUGUUCUCCCUCUACGGCAAUUGCCGCGAUUGCCGCGAUAAAAUUCGAGCCCUGCUCAGACGCAAUUAUUUCACCAAUAUUUUGUUGAUUAAAAAACCCCAUAAAUUGGGUUAUUUUCAGGGACGCCGGAACUGGGGGGCAGGAGGGGCAGUCGCUCCCGUUGCCUUUUACCAGGAGGGGCAAGGGGGGCAAAGGUGCCCUUUCAAUUUAAAGGAUUGCCUUGGCGAAAUAGCGAAUUGUCAGAAAUGUUAGUGCAAUUCUUUUACGAAUUCGAAUUUGCUUCAGAAAACGCAAGAAAUGCAGUCAUCAAGCUUCAAGAAUAGCACAAUCGCCUGGCGGAGAACCCCCUCACACCCCUAUCAUCCAAUAAAUAGAAAACAUGAUUAGGCGAAGUUCAACUCCCGAUGUUUUGCGAACAUCUCUUAGUAUAUAUCAAUUCAAAAGUGCUCUACAAGUAGCAAUAAGUAUAGGUAAUAGUAUGGUUUUGAGUGCAAUUUGGAAAAAACAUGCACGAGUGAGUUUUUCAAAGACUAUCAAAAUUGCACGAGUCGAAAGGACGAGUGCAAUUUGAAGUUUUCGAGAAACUCGCGAGCGUAUGUUUUUUCAAAUUGCACGAGAAACGAUACUAUCACUUAUUCAUAAUAUACAUGAAAAAUUAUACAGUUACGUGCCUAAGUCACAUUUAGAAAUUAAGAAAAUUAAGAAAUUUGAAAAAUAAAAAAUUAAGAAAAUUAAGGAAUUUGCACGGUAUUUAUUUUUUACACUGUAUUUCAUUGGCACUGUAUUUCAUUGGCACUGUAUUACGAAAAAAUUGCACUGCUCUUAGCCAAUCAGAAUUGAGAAAUUGUUUCAUGUGUAUUAUUAUAAUAAAAAUAAGUAUAGGUAAUCAUGCAAUUAGGCAUUAAUAGUACGGGUGAUGUUUGGAAAUUUUGCCAAAAUUGGACGAGCCGCCGGGGCGGAUAUUCAUCAAGCGUUGGAAAGUCGAAACCAAGUCGACGCUGUGUAUUUGGACUUUGCAAAAGCGUUUGACAAGGUUAGUCAUAAGCUUUUGUUGACUAAAUUUCACAAGUUUGGAAUAAGAGGUGACCUACUAAGUUGGUUUGAAAAUUAUCUCUCCGGCCGCUACCAAAGAGACACUGUUCUGGGUGAGACCUCGGGUACACUCCCUGUACUGUCUGGAGUUCCUCAGGGAUCAAUCUUGGGGACCCUCCUUUUCCUAGCAUAUGUGAACGAUCUUCCACAUUCCAUCUCGGGCGAAUCAACUGUGGCAAUGUUUGCCGAUGAUACCAAGUGCUACCGUCCGGUGAAAGAUUUACCCGAUUGCGAAAGUCUGCAGAAUGAUCUCAAUAAUCUCGUGAACUGGUGUACUACAUGUAUCUGGAAGAUGGACUUAAAUAAGUCUAAAUGCGGAGUAAUGAGCUUCACAAGAAGUCCCAACCAGUCACAACAAAUUAUAAACUACUGGAUAGUUCUCUGAAGCAACUAUGUCAUCAAAAAGACCUUGGGAUUGUUGUCACAAAAUAUCUCAAGUGGACGAAACAGGUUGAAGAUAUAACUUCAAAAGCGAGCUCAAUGCUAGGCUUCAUUCGUCGAACAGCCACCGACACGCAUAACAUCCACGUGCGAAAGGUCUUGUACCUGUCCUUAGUGCGCAGCAAGUUAGGAUAUGCGAGCCAGGUGUGGACACCUCAAACUGUCACCCCCACUUCUCUAAAUAGAACGGGUCCAACGUCGCGCGACCAAAUUCAUCCUUUCCCUUCCUUACAGAAUAGCCACAACAUACAGGGAACGACUACUGGUUGUCGGUAUUCUCCCAGUCUGCUAUUGGCACGAAUUUCUAGACUUAGUUUUUCUUUAAAAGAGUAUUCUAAGCAACGAUGUCAAUGUGUCAAUACGAACAACCACCCGGACGACUAGAAACGCUGACCCUGUCAAUGGUAUUCUUCUUAAUGUAUCUCGAUGCAGGACAGUUAGCUACAAGAACAAUUUCUAUGUGAGAGCGUCUAGCGUAUGGAACAUUCUCCCUAGCAAUAUUCGUGACACUUCAAGAUCAUUAGCUUACUUUAAAAUCUCUUUAUUCAAUUACUACUUAAACCUUUUAGAACAAAUAUACAACCCGGACAAUUCUAGAACAUUUAAGUCCGUGUGCGUCAAAUGCCACUCAACUCGGUCUCUUGAUAGCUUAUUAGUGAGGACAUGUUGUUGACAUUUUAGCAUAAUUUGUUUUAAUGUUAUAUAUUGUAACUUAUUGUGAGGGGCCCCAUAAUUGGAGAUUAUCUCUGUGGCUAGUCCCUGCCCGAAUUGUAUGUAAAUGUUGUAAAGUAUUAGACUUAUUUAUGUCUGUUAUGUUUGGCGAAUCUUGUAAAAUUAAAUUAAAUCAUAUUCUCUCGCCAAAGCCCAGUCCUUCCAUACUUUCAACCAAAAUUUGGUGCUUUUGUUCGUAUUUUAAUUUAGUUCUUUUGUUGAAGCAAAAUUUGGUGCUUUUGUUCGUAUUUUCAUCUAGUCCCUCUAGGGCAAUUUCAUUUCACAUUUGUGUUUAAAAUACCUUUCCGCCAUUUUGUUUGUUUUGGGAAAAUCAUUAAUUGUACUGCAGUGCAAUUAAUGAAAUAAUUGUACUCCUCUCAACCAAUCAGCAUCCAGUAAUUUUGUCAUGCUAAUAAUAAUAAUAAUAAUAAUAACGAUUUAUUGCCAGUGGCUCUUCGCGUACCAAAAUAUACUAAUACAAUUAAAUUAUCUACAGAUUCUACAAACUGUAUAUAACUUGUACUUGCGAAGUUCACGCCCAACUUCCGAACUUGACAACGUAAUUGGCAAGUUCGCGACUUGGGAACAGCGUGUUGAAAAGUUUCCGGAAAUCGACAAUAACCUAUUCGACAGGACAAAGUUUACAUAUAAAAUUACUAUUGUACUACAAGUUAAAACAAAAUAUUUAUAAUUAUGUAACUAUAUACAAAUAAUGUGGGUACAAUUUCAAAGUUUAGGCAAGUCUUGACCAUGCUUUCAAGACUAAGAAAUUAUUGGCCUGCACUUUACCAAAUACUCGGUAGUAUGUAUAGUACAGUUCCUAAUUUCUACAGCUAAAACAUUAAAAAUAUGUGCUGGCUGGUCCUGUACAAUGUGUUCUUAAUUAGAGGAACUUGAAUUUGAGAGCUACUGCUUAUCUAAGAACUCGAGAAUGUUCCGUCACUUACAGUGUUAGGUAAUUUGGCCAGUCAGUGAAUUCACACAAAACAUUCCAAACGACUUCGAACGUUUUAACUGUUGGCGUGGGUAUGAGCCAUGGAAGUCGGAUGUAAAUAACGUAGCAAUUUGAACAACUACGGCGUACUAGAGAAUGCUCCAGGGAAUAUACAUUUUAUAGUCGCCUUUGUCUUAGAGUAAAAUUCCAUUCCUAAUGAUCACGUGAUCACAUCUUAUAUAAUAACUUAUAUAAUAACUACAGUGAAACACGCAAUUUGAUUGGUCAAUAGCCGUGCAGGAUCAGGCUAUCCUGCACGAGGAAUUAAAAUGCCUUCGCCGGAUUCUCAAAAUGCCAUUGUUUCACUGUAGUUAUUUGAUAAAACAAUUACCAAAUAGUUUCCCAAACAGGAUAGCGUGAUCCAUGAACCUGGGAUGUUGCACGGAAAACCAUUCGGCAUUCUUUUAUUCAUUCACGUUGCCGUUGUAUUUGCCAAACUCACCAUUUUCAAAGAGCUAUACUGUUAAUAGUACUUUGAAAUUUUGUAAAUGUUGCUAUCAAAAUGCUAGUACUUUAGACAAAUUCAGUAUCCAAGAAAAGAAAAGCUAGUACCCAAGGCAGCUGGGGGGCCGUAUGGCAGGUCAUUUUUGACUUUAGAAAGCCACUUUUUAAUAAUGGUGCCAGGCGAUACUCGGAAUAUCGGUUUCGAUACGAUACUUUUAUAUAGUAUAGUUAGUUUUUCAUCGAUACCACUAUUUCGAUACGAUAUUCAAUACCGAUACUUUAACUGGUAAGUAAAACGUCGACGACACCAGGAAACCGACAUAACGCCAUAUUGCUUGACGCCAAAUUGCCUUUUGUGCAAAGUUUUUAAUGGUUAGUAUUUUCUUUAGAAAAAAUACGAAGCUCAUGCAAUAAUCAUGGAGUACUGUCAAGGAGGCAGUCUACAUAGCAUGUUGGAAAAACCUGAAAACGCUUUUGGUUUUGAAGAAAGAAAUUUUAAACAAGUGGUCUUUGAUGUUGGUAAGUGAUUGUGAAAAUUUUGAAAUAGCAAAG